Molecule: messenger RNA, 1118 nt
Organism: Pongo pygmaeus (Bornean orangutan)
Lineage: Eukaryota; Metazoa; Chordata; Mammalia; Primates; Hominidae
Product: myeloid cell surface antigen CD33-like
Exons: 6
Coding region: 22-885 (287 amino acids)
Biological process (GO): cell adhesion
Cellular component (GO): plasma membrane
Molecular function (GO): sialic acid binding
Source: RefSeq, a predicted model, not a curated record
CAGGAAGCCUCUUCCUCAGACAUGCUGCUGCUGCUACUGCUGCCCCUGCUGUGGGCAGGGGCCCUGGCUAUGGAUCCAAAUAUCUGGCUGCAAGUGCAGGAGUCAGUGACGGUACAGGAGGGUUUGUGCGUCCUCGUGCCCUGCACUUUCUCCCAUCCCAUACUCUACCACACCAGGAAUUCCUCAGUUCAUGGUUACUGGUUCCGGGAAGGAGCCAUUGUAUCCUGGGACUCCCCAGUGGCCACAAACAAGCUAGAUCAAGAAGUACAGGAGGAGACUCAGGGCCGAUUCCACCUCCUUGGGGAUCCCAGUAGGAACAACUGCUCCCUGAGCAUCGUAGAUGCCAGGAGGAUGGAUAAUGGUUCAUACUUCUUUCGGAUGGAGAGAGGAAGUACGGAACACAGUUACAUAUCUACCCAGCUCUCUGUGCAUGUGACAGCCCUGACCCACAGGCCCAACAUCUUCAUCCCGAGGACCCUGGAAUCUGGCCACCCCAGGAACCUGACCUGCUCUGUGCCCUGGGCCUGUAAGCAGGGGACGCCCCCAAUCUUCUCCUGGAUGUCAGCUGCCCCCAUCUCCCUGGGUCCCAGGACCCUCCACUCCUCAGCGCUCACGAUCAUCCCAUGGCCCCAGGACCACGGCACCAACCUCACCUGUCAAGUGACGUUCCCCGGAGCUGGUGUGACCACGGAGAGAACCAUCCAGCUCAGUGUCUCCUGGAAAUCAAGGCCUGUGACAAACGUGGUUCUGGUGGCCAUUGGGGAGGCUGCUGUGAAGAUCCUGCUUCUCUGCCUCUGCCUCACCUUCCUCAGUGUGAGGUCCUGCCGGAGGAAGGUGGCAAAGGCAGCAGCAGCUGUGGAGGCUGAAAACACUGCCAUGGGCUAAUCUCUCAGCACAGGCCUCCAGACUCUGCUUCCAGAUGCCUCCUCGUCCAGUGCCUCCACAGUCUGAACAGCCUUGUCUCCUUGUUUCCUCUCCACUGCUGGAGAACACCACCGUCUGGACUGAAGGCCUUGCACGGUCCGUCCUCCACUGGACUCUCCUGAUCCCUCCUUUCUCUGUGUCACCCAAAGUCUCCCCACACCCACUGGGCCAAGCCCUCUAUGACUCUGAGACUU